AUGGGGUGCAAGGCUGUGUGCUUCGGACUGUCUUGUCUUCUCUUUGCUUAUUACAUCUACACACCCAUCCCCCAAAACAUUGAGGAGCGCUGGAAAGUCGGGAUCUUGGAUGCUGUCGUGAAAAUUAUCUCACUCAUGGGUACAUUGUUUGAAAGCAUAGGACUUAUGCGGUGCGAAGAAUGGUUUUUCACAAUAAUGAGACUGGAUGUUACAAAACCAAUUUCAGAUGAAAACGUUACGGUCCUCGACACAGCCUUUGGAGACAUUCCGGUACGCCUGUACUUGCCAAAAAGGAAGUUGGAAAAGCAGAGACCAGCGGUGAUUUUUCUCCACGGUGGUGCCUUUGUCUUGGGAACUUGCAAGCUGUCGGCUUAUGACUCCACGAACAGACGGACGGCUAACAAACUCGGUGCUGUUGUCGUCGGAGCAGACUACAGACUAGCUCCUCAGUACCAGUUCCCAGUUUCCCUGGAAGACUCCAUUUUUGUGGUCAAGUUCUUUCUUCAAGAUGACAUUCUUGCAAAAUAUGGAGUGGAUCCCACCCGAAUCUGUAUUUCAGGAGACAGUUCUGGGGGUGUGUUGGCAACAAAAGUGACUGAGCUGCUGCAGAAUGAUCCAGAAUUCAAAAAUAAAAUUAAGGCACAAGCCUUAAUUUACCCUUGCUUACAGUUACUUGAUAUCUUCAUGCCAUCUCACCAGGAAAACAAACACGGGCCGAUUCUGUCCAGGGACCUGGCAAUUAAAUUGGGCUCCCUGUAUUUGACCAAAGAUAAGGCUCUGCCCCAGGCAAUGAGGGAAAACCAGCACAUGCCUCGAGGGUCCAGGCAUUUGUUUAAGUUUGUUAACUGGAGUGUCCUCCUUCCAGAGAAGUAUAAAAAGAACCACGUGUACAAGGAGCCAGUUCUUGGAAAGCUUGACCCUUCAUAUCCACUUCUGAUGGACAGCAGGGUGUCACCUCUGAUAGCCAAUGAUUCUCAGCUGCAGAACCUGCCCUUGACCUACAUCCUCACUUGUGAGCACGAUAUCCUGAGAGAUGACGGGAUCAUCUAUGUCACCCGGCUGCGCAAGGUCGGAGUUCAGGUCACUCACGACCACAUAGAGGACGGAUUCCAUGGAGCCCUGUCGCUCAUAAUGUCACCGUUUCAUUUACGUUUAGGCUAUCGGAUACAGGACAAGUAUAUUAGUUGGUUAGAAGAAAAUCUGUAAGUCUGAACAGUGCACGGAGCUGGCGAGUCAGUGUUAUGAUUGAGGACUGUGGUGUGAAAUAUUGUGAGUUUAACAGACAGAAGGAUGAGUUUGGGAUAAACCUACAUUGAAACUGGAAGAAAGGCUCUCAUGUAUCUUUCAGCCAAUUGGUUAAUUUUCCUAAUCUUAGAUCUUGAUAAAGUGAAGACAUUCACCUUAUUAUUCCCAGGAAAUAUCACUGACCCUGAUAAGCUCUGAGGAAGGACCAGGAGCAGAUGUUCAAACCCAGGCUGGCCGCUCCUGGGCACCCGUGAGGGUGCUAGUGGUGUGUGGAGGGAGCUUAAGGCAGAAGAAUCCCAGUGGCCCUUGUGUAGAGAGGGACAUACACUUGACUGCAGACGUUUUCUCCCCAAAUUCGGUAUUGUCCAUGUAUUAACUGUACAAUAACCUGUUAUUUUUUUCCCAUUCAUUUCAUACAGUCUGCCUACUGCUAGGCUUUUUUGCUCAAAGCAGGAAAAGGUCAAAACCUGGGCUGUGGAUCAUCCCUACAGCCUAAAUGGUUGAGCCUUAAUCAAAUUUUUUAGCAACUCGGACCCUGAAGUUCACUUCAUGGAUUGCUAUGUGCAGUUAAUGAGUCCAGAAACUUCCUUCACCAACUGUGCGUGGCAGUCGGAAUUGUUUAUUCCGUUCUUCUGAAUUUCUGGAAUGAAUCCUUCAACCUCCCAGAGGCUUUGGAAUUAGUAGGACAUUUAAGCUUCAGACCCCUUUGCCUUCCAGUGAUGCUGGGCCUCCCAUGCCAUCCUAAGC
This is a messenger RNA of Marmota monax (woodchuck), 1992 nucleotides long. RefSeq names its product arylacetamide deacetylase like 2 (gene Aadacl2). The transcript is spliced from 5 exons. NCBI's taxonomy places the organism in Eukaryota, Metazoa, Chordata, Mammalia, Rodentia, Sciuridae. Gene Ontology annotation, cellular component: membrane. The coding region runs from base 1 to 1206 and encodes 401 amino acids. Gene Ontology annotation, molecular function: carboxylic ester hydrolase activity. The record is from RefSeq and is a predicted model, not a curated record.